Messenger RNA from Symsagittifera roscoffensis, 2926 nucleotides. RefSeq lists its product as uncharacterized. The coding region runs from base 1707 to 2312 and encodes 201 amino acids. The record is from RefSeq and is a predicted model, not a curated record. NCBI's taxonomy places the organism in Eukaryota, Metazoa, Xenacoelomorpha, Acoela, Convolutidae. The transcript is spliced from 2 exons.
UUAGAUAUAAAAAAACGAACGGAACUUGAAACUGUCAAACCUAUAGUGGGGUGCUUUCAAGGUACAUUCAUGGGAUGCAAAUCCGAUAUCAAGUAUGACUGCUCAAGUCUUUUUGGUUUUCGAGAUAUAGCGUUGUUGUAAUGAGAUUUUCUUUUGUUCAUAAACUGACUGCUCAUAUCCUCUUGGUUUCCGAGAUGUGGCGUUUUUAAUGAUUUUUUUCAUAGAUAUAAAAAAUGUAAUUAUAAAAACAAACUAACAGAACUUGAAAUUCUCAACCCCGUUGCGGGGUCAUGCCAAAUACACAUCGGCGUUACAAUUCUGCCCUCCUCUUGUGACUGUUCAAAUGCUUUUGUUUCAAAGAUGCGGCGAUUUUUUAAAUUUUUUUCAAGAAACUUGAAGUUAAAGAAACUUGAGUUAAAAAAAAAGUAACCCGUCUUGAAAUUUUCAACUUUUUUCAUUGUGGUUCUGUUAGGGUACAUUCAGGGGGUACUGUCAAGGUACAAAUCUUGCCUCUAACUUUUACAGCUCAGUUAUAUUUUUUUCCGAGAUAUGUUGCUUUCAUGAUUUUUUGAAAUACUUUUUCUUAGAUUAAAAAAAAAACCUAUCUUAGAUUUUAAAAAAACCAAUAGAAAUUGAAAAUUUUAACCCUAUGGUGGGAUGCUAUCAGAGAACAAUAUAUGGUAGCAAAACUGCCCGCUAAUUUUAUCUGCUCAAAUCAUUUCGGAUUUUGAGAUAUGGCGUUUUUAAGGAAAUACAAAUCUCUGAUAGCUGAGCCCAGUUUAACUUCACAGAUGCAUUAAAUAACGCUGUUUUAGUACAUGUUUAAGGAAGCUUUUUUUCGCCUUCAACGAUAUAUUUGAAGCACCGUAGGUGCGGUUCAUGCGCUAGUUUUUACUUCUUAUUGCACUUGUUAGAACUUUUGAGCUGCUUUUUGUCGUGUUCUCGCUAGUGUUUGCGAAGCACAGCUUCGCCUUUAUGUCAUAAUUUUGCUAUUAUGAUCUUGUUAACUGCUUGAUUUCAAUCCAUCCCUGCUAAUGAAAAAAUGACCAAAAAUUGUAAUUUUUUGUUGCAAUAAUAAUGAUGGUCGGAAUACUCGUUCCUACUACUGUUAUUCUUGUAAUGUUUAAAAUUCCGAAAUUUUGCUUUCCAGCUCCUGAGUACCUAAUGCUCAGGCGUUUUAAUAGCAUAAAGUAUUUGCAACAUUUUUGAUCUGAGACGUGGUUCUAUCCUCGGAGAUGGAAAAUUUAAACAAGCCUCUAAAUUUGUAUUUUCAAUUUAAUUAUUAAUUACUUUUUAUUAUGCUGUUUUCCGUUUCAAUUGUUCAAAAUUCUACAAGAUCUGCAGCUUCGUGGUAUGCUUUAUUGUUGUCAAAAUCGUGAAUAAUUCAUCAAUGACAGAGCAUUCACGCUGUUGGCUCUAAUGCAUUUUUGAUUAGAUGCACUUCUUUGGGGACACGUUAAAUUUUUUGGCAUAAAGUAAUUCGUUCUCAUUUCAAAUGCAAGCAGGUGUUUAGUUCAAGCUCUUCUUUGCAAUUGAAGCGUAUGAGCAGUCCUACUCUCUACUUAAAUGGUGCUUUCCCAUUUGUUUGUUAUCCACAUUGAAAAAAAUAUUAUGUCGUUUUCCUAAAUUAAGCUGUAAAAUGUGGCCAAAUUGAAAGACUUAAACCCCACUUUAGCUAGAAGUAUAGACAGAAAAAUUAAUUAAGUAUGGACUUGAAUCGAAAAUCGAUGCCUGCGCCUAAAUUUGCUCACUCGACGAGAAAUAAAACACAGAUAGCCGGCGAAAAUGAAGCAGAAACGGACGAAAGCGAAGGAUUGAGUGGGCUGCGAUAUGAACAACUUGGAGAGCUGCGAUUACAGAAUGCCAAUAAUCAGAAGCAAACAUCAAAAUCAGUAGAAUUAGCAGAGUUGUCACAGUUUCAAUCAGUUCUGAAACGGCAUGAUCCGGCGAAAUCCCCGCGCGAUAUCCAAGGAAACAAGUUCAAUGUUGUGAAUAAAGAAGGAAGCUCUCGACAUCAGGUAUCAGAGACUAGCCAGUCGCUUCCAGAUAGUCUAUCGGAACUGAAGAUUCGACAUCACGAGAAGACGAAGUUAGUUCCAUCUUCUGGAGCAGUAGAUGUUGGAAGUAGUAGUGGAGUGGGAUCCAAUGGUAUGCAGAAUGGAGGCGGAUUCAGAAGUGGGACUCCGAUAUCUGGUGUGAAUAAUAUGGCUGCUGUGAGACUCCCCUCACUGCAGAAGCAGCCAAUCAGCAAUGCAAACAAGUAUUCUCGGUAUUCCAGUAGCAAUCUAUCGAGCAGCCUCCUCAAAAACUGAACGAAGAAAGCUUCGCCGAAGAAGAAUCCUAACUUACUGUUUGAGUGCUAUUAGUAGUUAGUAAUUUAAUGAUAUUCAUUGACGAAAGUUUGGCGCUAUGAUAAUUUGAAGCCAGAUUUGAAUAUGAUUGAGUGAACUGUCGCGCCGCUGAAUGCAUGUUCAAGCUAUCAGCGUUUUGAACUCUGCUCAGCGGAGAAGUUUUUUGUGUUAGUUUCCCAAAAUCCUGUUUUAUGUCUUCUCUGUUUCAACAGAGAAAUAGUUUAAUUCCAAAAUUAUGUGGGUUAUUGCCCUUAAAAUACACUUGAACUGUUUUGUAAAGAAGUUAUCAAUCUAUAUUUUUGAGCGCAAUAAAUGACUGAAGUUAUUUAAUUUCCUUGCAGCCAUGUGCUGUGGCGUCGAUGCAGUCUGAAGUUAUUCCUGUCCUGAGGUUUGAUCCGACUACUCACCCACGCUUGUCUGGACACAUUUUUUAACCAGCACAUUCAAGCACCCCAAAAAACAGUCAGAGAUUCGAUUAAUAUAGCAUAGCCCUUGCGAUUGAAAAGGUUUCAGGGUAAGAUAUUUUCUAAUAGCAGUUAUUUCGAUGAUUAAAGUCUAGAUUGUUUUGAUUAUUU